AUGAGUGAGAGCAUAUAUGAUGAAAUAGAGAUCGAUGACUUCACCUUUGAUCCUGUGACUCACUUGUUGCAAUAUCCUUGUCCAUGUGGAGACAAGUUUGCGAUUGCUUUAGAAGACUUGGAAGAUGGUGAAGAUAUUGCUGUUUGCCCCAGUUGUUCCUUGAUGGUUCGGGUUAUUUUUGAUGAGGAUGAUUUGGAGCAAUUCAAAGAGCAAUUGGAAUGA
This is a messenger RNA of Lizanozyma spartinae, 222 nucleotides long. It is a transcript of the gene KTI11, whose product is annotated as Kti11p. Gene Ontology annotation, molecular function: metal ion binding. Gene Ontology annotation, biological process: protein histidyl modification to diphthamide. The coding region runs from base 1 to 222 and encodes 73 amino acids. The record is from RefSeq and is a predicted model, not a curated record. The transcript has a single exon. NCBI's taxonomy places the organism in Eukaryota, Fungi, Ascomycota, Pichiomycetes, Serinales, Debaryomycetaceae.